AUGUGUGGCCAUUAUGACGACCCUGAAUACAAGGCUCUCGAAAGCCACGAUGCUGUCCCGUCACAGUCUACUCCGGCGUCCUAUUCUUUUCCUGAUGAUCGACUAAAGCAGACCAUGGACGACCCCGAGAGAAUUCCCUUACUUCUUGUCGCGUGCGGCUCGUUUUCGCCAAUAACCUACCUUCACCUACGUAUGUUUGAGAUGGCUGCCGAUUACGUGAAGUUUAGUACAAAAUUUGAGCUCAUUGGUGGUUAUCUUUCGCCUGUAUCGGAUGCAUACAGGAAAGCCGGGCUGGCUAGUGCGCGACAUAGAAUCACAAUGUGCCAGUUGGGUGUUGACAAAACAUCGAAUUGGUUAAUGGUUGACCCCUGGGAGGCCUUGCAAAAGCAAUAUAGCCCUACCGCUAAGGUAUUGGACCAUUUUGAUUAUGAGAUCAAUAUUCGUCGUGGUGGAAUAGAUAUUGGGAACGGUGCUCGUCGGCCAGUGCGGAUUGCUUUGCUGGCAGGCGCAGACCUAAUUCAUACCAUGUCCACACCAGGCGUUUGGAGCGAGGAGGACUUGGAUCACAUCUUAGGCCGAUACGGGACCUUCAUUGUGGAGCGAAGUGGCACGGAUAUUGACGAAGCCAUUGCUGGUUUACAACCAUGGAAAGACAACAUCUAUGUUAUUCAGCAACUCAUACAGAACGACGUCAGUAGCACUAAAAUACGUUUGUUCCUGCGACGUGAGAUGAGCGUUCGAUAUCUUAUCCCAGGGCCCGUGAUCAACUAUAUUGAAAAGCAUCAGUUAUAUGAAGAGGACAAUGCCCCCAGCAUAUCCUCAAGUACUCUUGACAAAGGGGGUGACCAAGACGCGUCUAAGCAACAGUCCAAAGACAAGGAGCUGUCUUCAAAUUGA
Ophidiomyces ophidiicola is the source of this 897-nucleotide messenger RNA. It is a transcript of the gene NMA1, whose product is annotated as Nicotinamide/nicotinic acid mononucleotide adenylyltransferase 1. The record is from RefSeq and is a predicted model, not a curated record. Bases 1 to 897 code for a protein of 298 amino acids. NCBI's taxonomy places the organism in Eukaryota, Fungi, Ascomycota, Eurotiomycetes, Onygenales, Onygenaceae. Gene Ontology annotation, molecular function: nicotinate-nucleotide adenylyltransferase activity; nicotinamide-nucleotide adenylyltransferase activity. Gene Ontology annotation, biological process: NAD+ biosynthetic process. The transcript has 3 exons.